This is a messenger RNA of Medicago truncatula (barrel medic), 1881 nucleotides long. RefSeq names its product isocitrate dehydrogenase [NADP]. Gene Ontology annotation, molecular function: NAD binding; isocitrate dehydrogenase (NADP+) activity; magnesium ion binding. Bases 198 to 1448 code for a protein of 416 amino acids. The transcript is spliced from 15 exons. The record is from RefSeq and is a predicted model, not a curated record. NCBI's taxonomy places the organism in Eukaryota, Viridiplantae, Streptophyta, Magnoliopsida, Fabales, Fabaceae. Gene Ontology annotation, cellular component: mitochondrion. Gene Ontology annotation, biological process: isocitrate metabolic process; NADP+ metabolic process.
GGUCCCACUUUCCUAAUUUGUAAACAAAAACAACGAUUCCGGCAACCAAAAAUAAGUGGAACAAACAACCACCACGUGAAAACAAACAAGAAAGUGUUGAAACAAACGAACCAACAAAGUACGAGGUUGGGUCUGAUCCCAACACAACUAAACAAAACUGGUACUGCUGCAGGCGUUGAAAACUGUGUUCAUUACAAAUGGGGUUUCAGAAAAUAAGGGUUGAUAACCCUAUCGUUGAAAUGGAUGGAGAUGAAAUGACAAGAGUAAUUUGGAGAAUGAUCAAAGAUAAGCUUAUUUUCCCAUUUCUGGAGCUGGAUAUUAAGUAUUUUGACCUUGGCCUUCCUCAUCGAGAUGCCACUAAUGAUAGAGUUACCGUUGAAAGUGGCGAAGCUACCCUGAAGUAUAACGUAGCUAUCAAAUGUGCAACAAUUACUCCAGAUGAAGGCCGUGUCAAGGAGUUUAACCUAAAACAAAUGUGGAAGAGCCCAAAUGGGACAAUCCGGAACAUCUUAAAUGGUACAGUUUUUAGAGAGCCGAUUAUCUGUAAAAACAUUCCUCGACUUGUUUCAGGCUGGACGAAGCCAAUAUGCAUUGGAAGACAUGCUUUUGGAGACCAAUAUCGGGCAACUGAUGCAGUUAUAAAAGGCCCGGGAAAGCUAAAGUUAGUGUUUGCACCUAGUGGACAUGAAGAACCUAAAGAGCUAGAGGUGUAUAACUUUACUGGUGCUGGAGGUGUAGGCUUGGCCAUGUACAAUACCGAUGAGUCUAUUCGAGCGUUUGCCGAGGCUUCAAUGAACAUUGCUCUCGAGAAAAAAUGGCCUCUCUAUCUUAGCACUAAAAACACCAUUCUAAAGAAAUAUGAUGGAAGAUUCAAGGAUAUUUUCCAAGAAGUUUAUGACAGCAAAUGGAGUCACAAGUUUAAAGCUGCAGGAAUAUGGUAUGAACACCGUCUUAUAGAUGACAUGGUUGCGUAUGCUCUUAAAAGUGAUGGGGGUUAUGUAUGGGCCUGCAAAAAUUAUGAUGGGGAUGUGCAGAGUGAUUUCAUAGCUCAAGGAUUUGGUUCUCUUGGAUUGAUGACAUCAACACUGGUUUGCCCGGAUGGGAAAACUAUUGAAGCAGAGGCAGCCCAUGGCACUGUUACCCGUCAUUUUCGGGUUCAUCAAAAGGGAGGUGAAACCAGUACUAACAGUAUUGCUUCAAUUUUUGCCUGGUCGCAAGGUCUUGCACAUAGGGCAAAGUUGGAUGGAAACGCUAGACUGUUGGACUUCACGGAGAAACUGGAAGCAGCUUGCAUUGGAACAGUUGAAUUGGGAAAAAUGACAAAGGAUCUUGCACUUCUUAUUCAUGGACCCAAGGUUUCUAGGUCCCACUAUUUGAAUACCGAAGAGUUCAUUGAUGCCGUAGCCGAGGAGCUGAGAACAAGAUUAACUACACAGGCAAAGCUGUAGAGUUCCCUAGUUUCUCAGGUUUAUUAUGUCAAGUUUUGAAUUUGGAAUAUGUUUGUUUGAAUAAAAUAUGGAAGAAGUUGGGUGGAGAGAAUAACAAGGAUGAUGCAGAUACUUGACAGACACAACAGACAGAAUCAAGCCAAGGGACAACACAAACCCCAUUUGUGAUUACUUAAAAUAAGCACUUCCUAAACCUGGAUUUCCCCCCUUACAGAUAGAAAAACUUCUGUUUACAAAGAAUUCAUUGGCCUGGUUGAACUUCAACUUAUUUUGGAUUUUUCAAGCUCUAAAAAGGGGGCUAUAAAUGUAACAAUAUCCCCAAAUUGAGGAGCUAGCUAUUCUCUAUCUUAUGUUCUGUUGUUAUAGAUAUUUUUAAAUAUAUUUGUGAAAAUGAUUACAUGCAUUAUAAAAAUUUCUGUCAUUUUCUAUAGAA